GUGGAAUUCUUAUGAAAAAAAAUCACUGGCUGGUGACCAUGAUGCUUCAAGUUGCUUGGUCUAGACAAGCAGUUCUGGGUCUCUACAAAAGAUUGUUACGAGAAGGCACCAAUCUGCGCUACACAGAUCAGGAGUUCUACAAGAGGAGCAUUCAGAAAGAGUUCAGAGUUCACCAAGCUGAGAAGAAUCAGGCUGAACAACAGAGGCAGUUGGAUCGAGGGUUCUACUUUCUUCACAGCAAGCUGGGAGGACUUGUGUGACAGCAUAAUCAUCAUUCUGAUUUUAGUGCAGAUACUUGACUAUCAGAAGAAGUGUGACCAACGGUUAUCAUGGAUGGACAGACGGGAGAUUCAUUGAUGAAACGUAUGUACGCUGAUAACACACUGAGGGAACCUAGUGACAUCUUGAAGAUUCUGAAAGAAUUCACACUAUGUUCCAGAGACAACUCCUUCAGGAUGGCUUUGACCGAACCCAACAUUCGCUCAUUGACUGAUUACUUCCAGCUGAGUGCUGAAGGUGUAUCUAGUGAGCAAGCCCUUGCUGUCGAAUGCUGCACGGAAUGCUUGAGGUGUCUUCGGAAUGCUUGUGCCGGAUGUGUGAAGAACCAGGAGUUGGUGUUGACUCCAUCGGUAAUUCCAUCUGUGCGGCAGCUUUUGACGUUUCUCCUUGAGAAAAGUCAGCUGGAAGAUCCAUAUGUUGUACUGCUGAGGUGCUGUGUCCAGUUCCUGAAUAAUCUUGUCAGUGGUUUUGAGAACGGGCAGAGAGCAGUCUGGAAGGACAUCAUCCUUGAUUUGAUGCAUCGCCUUCUGCAGAUUCCUGAUAGUAAGGUGACCCAGUACUCCUGCAUGCUUCUUCAGGCUCUCCUGGAGUCCUCAGAAAACAUUUUAAGUUUUGCAGAGGCUGCAAAUGCAUCUAAAAGUCUGGAAGCUGUUUUGGUUGCUUGUUCAGAGGAAAAUGAGCACGACUUUAGUCUCCAGCUCGUCCAGUGCAUGCUGCGGUCCUCCGCCAUCACCUCUUCGUUAUUUGACCAGCUUAGCAUCUCCUCGCAGAUAAUCUUACUCCACAUUGCCAGUGCUUGCAUUUCCUCCGAGUCCCGCCAGCAGCAUCCAGAAAUACCCAAAACCAUAUCCGACUCUUUACUGUUGUGCUUUGCCCAGAAGUUCAAAAGCACUUCUCACUGCAUUCUUAGCCUAGCCAUGAAAGAUGGCCAUGAAGAGGACCAAAAUCCUCAACUUGUGAUGUCUCUCUUGGAUGUUCUAUGUGCUGUCUCUGCUGAAACUGACCUUCAGUCAUGCCUACAGGAGAUGGACUUUGUCCUGGAAGCCAGCCUAGAGCUGCUGGAAAUGGUAGAGCAGGUUGGCCGAAGCAGCAAUAAUGCCUUCAGCGUCAAACAAGACCUCACUGGAACUGCUACUGCGGAUGCUGCAGAGCCUGGGUAUGGCUUCAAGACAAACUUGGUUCAACUCAUUGGAAACCUGUGCUUCCGCCACAGAAGAAACCAGGACAGGGUCAGGGAGCUGAAGGGAAUUCCAACCAUACUCCAACAGUGCAACAUUGACAGCAAGAAUGCGUUCAUCAACCAGUGGGCCAUACUGGCCAUCCGUAAUCUUUGUGAGAACAAUCUUGAGAACCAGGCUGUCCUGCUGUCGCUUGAGAACCAAGGUGUAGCCGACAAUGAAGCUUUAGCUAGGUUAGGAUAUGAAGCAGCAAUGGGCGAGGAUGGUCAUAUAUAUUUGAAAAAUUUGAAGAGGUGAAACACUCUCCAUUAAAGAGAUGGUCCGGGCUGAAAAUAUUUAUAUCUUAAUACAUGGAGUAGAAUUCACUGAGCAAAAUGCUGAAAAUUAUUGGAUUUUAAAGUUUAGCA
Molecule: messenger RNA, 1864 nt
Organism: Lytechinus variegatus (green sea urchin)
Lineage: Eukaryota; Metazoa; Echinodermata; Echinoidea; Temnopleuroida; Toxopneustidae
Product: ataxin-10-like
Exons: 3
Coding region: 330-1754 (474 amino acids)
Biological process (GO): neuron projection development
Cellular component (GO): cytosol
Source: RefSeq, a predicted model, not a curated record